AGUACGAAUUAAAAGCGUCUCGAGUACGAAUACGGAUAGGCAAUAAAUAGUAAUAAGUGAACGAAAGAGUAAAGUCGUGAAUCAAAAUAACUACACAUUCGUAUCUUAGUGAUAUAGACGAAGUUGGAGGGAGAAGUAGAGCCAGCGGAAGCGAAAGCCGCGCUUGCAGCGACAAAGGAUCCUGUUGUAGAGGCAAAUUUAUAAAACACAAAAAAGUGCUGGUCGGCGAAAGGAUAAAAUCCAGGGGGCUUAAAAUGGAAAUUUUGUCAAUUAGAGUGUCGUACGUCGCUUUGGCUGUGCUGAUUGCUUGUGCAGUGUUGGCGCAAGCACGACCACAGGCGCCGGAACAGCCAGAGCCGUAUGAAUACCAAUAUGAGGUCAAGGAUCCAGAAAAGGAAUUGUUCUUUAACAAAAACGAGGCGGGCGACGCUGCAGGAAAAGUUUCCGGUCAAUAUUCCGUGUGGCUACCGGAUGGGCGUUUAAUGACCGUUGCCUACACAGUAGAGGGUGAGAAUGGUUUUGUGCCAAAAGUGUCAUUUGACACAACAAAUCCGCUGGGCUAAAAGACACGUAAAACAAAUAGCAAAGAAAAAACGCUCCUUACGGGGCACCAAUCAAAUGGAUAAUAAUGAAAACAAGAAUGGUGUUGAAACUUGCAGAUCAACGAAACUAAUUUGUGGUUUUGAAUGAUAAAAAACACGUAAAUUGUAUUUAGUUAAUAUUUAGCUAAGCAAGUAUGCAAAUGUUUUAGUAAAAUUUGCAUUAUUGAGAAAGCAACAACACACACAAUUAGUAUAUACAUACAUACAUACGCGGACACACAUAGGUACGCACACACACAAAUGCAUGGCUAAACAAACGUAUGGAGGACUUGAGAUCGUGCAUAAUACUUAAACGAAAGGCUUGUGCAGCAACAGCAAUAAUAACAAAACAACGUCAACAACAUCUUCUUCGCCAGUUAUAAAUAUGGAAUUAACUUAUUUUAAAAAGAAAAGUGUAAAUAAAAUUUCUGCAUACAUACAUAUUUACAUUGUAUAUAUGCAUGUAUGUAUGUACCUAUACUCUUUAACCCUUAAACUUCUUUGCUCUAUGUAGGUAAAUAAAGCCUUAAAUCUCUUCAUUUAUGUCAACAUAUGUACUAUAUUAUUAUAUGAUUAUUUUGUUACUUUACGUUAUAUUUUGUAAUAAUUGUACAUCAUCUUCUUCGCUUUAUGCGCUGAAAGCGUUCACUAUGUACCUUUUGAUAAUACGUACAAUUAAAAAAAGAACAAAUACUCAAUUUGUUUUAGUUACAUAUGUAUAUGUGUAUAAAAACAAAUGGAAAGUGGCUCAAUUAUAAAAUAAUAAAGGAU
Molecule: messenger RNA, 1352 nt
Organism: Rhagoletis pomonella (apple maggot)
Lineage: Eukaryota; Metazoa; Arthropoda; Insecta; Diptera; Tephritidae
Exons: 3
Coding region: 255-563 (102 amino acids)
Cellular component (GO): extracellular matrix
Source: RefSeq, a predicted model, not a curated record